AUACUGCGCAUGCGUAUAAUCGCCAAGUCCUUGGACGCUGUGAUCGCUGUAGGUGAAGCGGUCUUGGAAGGGACGUACUGUCAAAAUGCAGACCUGGAACCAUCUAUAUCGCACACUUGCCACGCGAGGUCAGCACCUUCCCUGCAAGUUGCAUGGAGCCACAGUCCUGUCUGCAAGAACGUAUGCUGAUAAAGCAGCAAUUGAUGCUGAUGUCACAGUCGUGGGCUCUGGACCCGGAGGUUACGUCGCAGCCAUCAAAGCAGCUCAGCUUGGCUUUAAGACAGUAUGCGUGGAGAAGAAUGCGACUCUUGGAGGAACGUGUCUAAAUGUAGGCUGCAUCCCGUCAAAGGCUCUGCUAAACAACUCUUAUCUAUAUCACUUGGCACAUGGAAAAGAUUUUGAAAGCAGAGGCAUUGAUGUUCAGGGGAUCUCAUUGAACCUGGAGAAGAUGAUGGCACAGAAGAGUGGAGCUGUUACCGCCCUAACUGGAGGAAUUGCACACUUAUUCAAACAGAACAAAGUCACUCACGUCAAUGGGUUUGGAACGAUAACCGGUAAGAAUCAGGUGACGGCGAAGAUGGCUGAUGGAGAUCAGGUUAUAAACACGAAGAACAUCCUGAUCGCUACUGGAUCAGAAGUCACGCCUUUCCCUGGGAUCCAGAUUGAUGAAGAUACUGUGGUGUCAUCCACUGGAGCUUUAUCUCUGAAGAAGGUUCCAGAGGAGCUCAUUGUGAUUGGAGCUGGAGUCAUCGGUGUGGAGUUGGGAUCUGUGUGGCAAAGAUUGGGUGCCAAAGUUACAGCUGUGGAGUUUCUCGGCCACGUCGGUGGAAUGGGCAUCGACAUGGAGAUCUCCAAGAACUUCCAGCGAAUUCUCCAGAAGCAGGGCUUGAAGUUUAAACUCGGCACCAAGGUCCUGGGCGCCACCAAGAAACCCGAUGGCAAGAUCGAUGUGGCCGUGGAGGCAGCUGCCGGUGGCAAGAACGAGACGCUCACCUGUGACGUUCUGCUGGUGUGCAUCGGCCGCCGUCCCUACACCGGCGACCUCGGCCUUGAAUCUGUUGGUAUUGAACUGGAUAACCGGGGAAGGAUCCCUGUUAACGGUCGCUUUCAGACCAAAGUGCCCAGUAUCUAUGCCAUUGGAGAUGUGAUAGCUGGACCCAUGUUGGCACACAAAGCUGAAGAUGAGGGUAUUAUUUGCGUUGAGGGAAUGGCAGGGGGAGCCGUCCACAUCGAUUACAACUGCGUGCCCUCCGUCAUUUACACGCACCCUGAAGUCGCCUGGGUCGGCAAGACAGAAGAACAACUCAAAGAGGAGGGCGUUCCAUAUAAAGUGGGUAAAUUUCCCUUUGCUGCUAAUAGCAGAGCAAAGACAAACGCUGAUACAGAUGGACUAGUAAAAAUCCUUGGCCACAAGGAGACAGACAGGAUGCUGGGAGCACACAUUUUGGGAUCGGGGGCAGGAGAGAUGGUUAAUGAAGCUGCAUUAGCUAUGGAAUAUGGGGCUUCAUGUGAAGAUAUUGCCAGAGUUUGCCACGCCCACCCUACGGUGUCGGAGGCCUUCAGAGAAGCCAACCUUGCUGCUUCAUUUGGAAAAGCUAUCAACUUUUAGAUUUUCUGCACAAACAUCUGUAUAUAAAUGUGGAUCUAUAAAUGCGUCUAAAAAAUAUAAAUCUUCUCAAAUCUCUCCCCGGACAUUCAGGAGUUUCUUAGUUUUUGGGCUGUCAGGUGUAAUCUUCUCGCAUACAUUCAGAAUAACCCUCUCAUGAAUUUAGUAUGUUAUUUAAAUGUCCUAAUAAAGGAAGCUGGGUCUUAUGUUGAACUGACGUGUGUGUCUGAGAAAAAUGUAUUUUGGAUUUUUUUAAAUCGGUUUUGUUCACCGUUGAAUUAAAUAUAACCGGUUUCAUGCUGA
This is a messenger RNA of Paramisgurnus dabryanus, 1909 nucleotides long. RefSeq names its product deltaD (gene dld). Gene Ontology annotation, cellular component: mitochondrion; oxoglutarate dehydrogenase complex. Gene Ontology annotation, molecular function: dihydrolipoyl dehydrogenase (NADH) activity; flavin adenine dinucleotide binding. Gene Ontology annotation, biological process: 2-oxoglutarate metabolic process; pyruvate metabolic process. The record is from RefSeq and is a predicted model, not a curated record. NCBI's taxonomy places the organism in Eukaryota, Metazoa, Chordata, Actinopteri, Cypriniformes, Cobitidae.